GCGAUGCCUAAAGUGCACGAAGAGGUGCUGAUGAGGAAACUGAAGAAACAACGCAAACAUAAAGAGAAACAACGCCUCAAGAAUAGAGCCGUUGAGAAGCCGACGGACGACACCGUUGUUGAUGACAUGUCUUCGGCCGAUGAGGACAUCGAUGGCAGACCCGUCAUGAAGAGGCCCAACACUGGUGUCAAUGAUACGAAUAAUAAGAAAUUAAAGGCAAACGAAGACAUUAAUGGCCGACAAAAUCGAGAGAUGGCUGACGACGAAGAAGAAGGUGACGACAACGACGACGAAGAGUGUCCGCAAUUGGUUCCCGAGACGAGUAUACCCUUUAGCGGCGCUUCGCUGACAGUCACGCGUUUUGAUGAACUCAAAGACAAAGUCUCGGAGUUUACGUUAAAAGCCAUUCAAGACAUGGAAUUCACGCAAAUGACAGAAAUCCAGUCCAAAACCAUUCCUCACCUCUUGGAGGGAAAGGAUCUGGUGGGCGCGGCCAAGACUGGAAGCGGCAAAACGUUGGCGUUUUUAUUGCCGGCCAUUGAGUUGAUGUAUAAGUUGCGAUUCAUGCCCCGCAACGGCACCGGUGUUCUCAUCAUAUCUCCCACCAGAGAGUUAUCAAUGCAGACAUUCGGUGUACUCAAAGAGCUGAUGAAAUAUCAUAAACACACGUAUGGCCUGAUUAUGGGCGGAACCAAUCGCCAGUCGGAAGCCAUGAAACUGAUCAAAGGUGUGAACAUAUUGGUGGCCACACCGGGCCGUCUGUUGGAUCACUUGCAGAACACCAAACAGUUCCUGUUUAAGAACCUUCAGUGUCUGAUCAUCGAUGAAGCGGACCGUAUAUUAGACAUCGGUUUUGAAGAGGAACUGAAAGCCAUCGUUAAACUGCUGCCACACAGACGUCAGACAAUGCUUUUCAGCGCCACACUGACGAAGAAGACGGAUGACCUGAUCUCUGUGGCCCUCAAGUCGGAGCCCCUACGUCAGACAAUGCUCUUCAGCGCCACACUGACGAAGAAGACGGAUGACCUGAUCUCUGUGGCCCUCAAGUCGGAGCCCCUGUAUAUCGGACUCGAAGAGUAUAAAGAGACGGCGACUGUCGACGGCUUAGAGCAGGGCUUUGUGAUCGCGCCGUCAGACAAACGCCUGUGCCUUCUGUUUACGUUCCUGAAGAAGAAUCGCGACAAAAAAGUGAUGGUAUUCUUCAGCUCCUGUAUGUCCGUUAAGUUCCACAACGAACUCCUCAAUUAUAUUGAUUUACCCGUUAUGUCCAUUCAUGGAAAGCAGAAGCAAACGAAGCGGACGACAACAUUCUUCCAGUUCUGCAAUUCAGACGUCGGUAUACUGUUGUGCACAGAUGUGGCCGCGCGUGGACUCGAUAUAAAAGAGGAACUGAAAGCCAUCGUUAAACUGCUGCCACACAGACGUCAGACAAUGCUUUUCAGCGCCACACUGACGAAGAAGACGGAUGACCUGAUCUCUGUGGCCCUCAAGUCGGAGCCCCUGUAUAUUGGACUCGAAGAGUAUAAAGAGACGGCGACUGUCGACGGCUUAGAGCAGGGCUUUGUGAUCGCGCCGUCAGACAAACGCCUGUGCCUUCUGUUUACGUUCCUGAAGAAGAAUCGCGACAAAAAAAUAAUGGUAUUCUUCAGCUCCUGUAUGUCCGUUAAGUUUCACAACGAACUCCUCAAUUACAUUGAUUUACCCGUUAUGUCCAUUCAUGGAAAGCAGAAGCAAACGAAGCGGACGACAACAUUCUUCCAGUUCUGCAAUUCAGACGUCGGUAUACUGUUGUGCACAGAUGUGGCCGCGCGUGGACUCGAUAUACCGCAAGUCGAUUGGAUCGUACAGUACGACCCGCCCGACGAUCCCAAAGAAUAUAUACAUAGAGUGGGCCGAACGGCACGCGGCGAAGGGGCCAAAGGUCACGCUCUGUUGAUCCUGAAUCCAGAGGAGCGCGAGUUCUUAAGAUAUCUGAAGGAAGCGAAAGUACCGCUACAGGAGUUUGAGUUCUCAUGGAAUAAAGUGGCCAACAUUCAGCCACAG
This is a messenger RNA of Medioppia subpectinata, 2043 nucleotides long. The record is from the annotation of a GenBank genome assembly. NCBI's taxonomy places the organism in Eukaryota, Metazoa, Arthropoda, Arachnida, Sarcoptiformes, Oppiidae.